ACGUUUGCAUGUAUCAUGCGUAAACGAAGAUGUAAAACAGAGACGAAGAACAACAAGGCUGAAAAGAGGGAGGAAAGAGAAGAGUGUUCACGUAACAUUCUGAGAUUCUGUAAAUGCAAACUGAGAAAACACGUGCUGGCAGUUCCACCUGGUCUCGCACACAUACAUACGUGCCUUCUAACAAUAAUUUCUUCGUUUGCUCAUUAUUUUCGACACGUUGCACUCGACAAUAACUUAAAGUGUGAUAUAACCAACAUUAUGAAUCCUGUAUCGCCUAUUACACCAGCUCGAUUGGCGACGAUCCAAAGACACGCACGUUGGGAACAGUAUAUAAAUGCGUUGCUGGCAGACCUGCAAAACACAGUGUCAUCGGAAGGAAAUCAUGUCGGUAGCAACGCGACUCCUGGUUACGGAUCACUGAACGGCGCACGAACCACCGCCUACAGAUCGUACGAUAAUCGAACUUCUCCUCUUCCGCCGCAAUCGCCGACUUAUCAGAACCGCGAGGCGAUCGAGGAGAGCAUCGCGAAGAGUAGCGGCGGAGGGAAGAUGCCCUCUCUGAACAAUAACCUGUCGGAGUUGGACACGUUGCUCCAAGAUCUAAGCAACGCUCGUUACAACGCUCAUUAUCAGGAAAGAGAUAGUCGCAUUUCCUCGGGGGGGAUGAAUGGAGACUCUAGUCCGAUGCUUCGUUCGCCAAGUAGCAUGUCAGCCUCAAGACCCACCGUCGACUCGUUGCUCGAGGAAUUGAGCACCGCGGUGCCAAACGGAGAUUAUCCUCCCGAUGGUAGAGUGAAAGUUACCAUUCAGGAAACGUCCACGGAGAUCCAACCCGUGUACGACGGUUACCCUUCUAGACAGCACGGAUCGUUGAGUCGCAGCGAGGCCCAGAGAAGCUAUACCAAUGGUCACACCGCCAGUAACGCUACCAAGGAGCUUGACGAUUUAAUGGCUUCCCUCUCCGAAUUCAAGAUUAACAGUAGUUCCCACCAACAUCAGACAGUGACCGAUUCACCGUACGCCAAACCGAACAAGGCGACCAAGAGUUCGCAGAGCCCGUUGCCACCCGAGGGCACGCAGACUCGGAUUCACAUCACCGAGACCCAAACCACUCAUCAUUAUCAGCAGCAGCACGGAGAGCCUUAUCCGCCGCAGCCAGCGACUCAGACCAAACAGAAUCAAUUGGAUUCUAUGCUAGGGAACCUUCAAGCCGACAUGAGUCGCCAAGGAGUGAACACUACUCAGAAAGGAUGCUGCAGCGCUUGCGAGAAACCGAUCGUGGGACAAGUGAUCACCGCUCUGGGAAAAACGUGGCAUCCUGAACAUUUCACAUGCACGCACUGCAACCAGGAACUGGGCACGAGAAAUUUCUUCGAGAGGGAGGGCCAUCCGUAUUGCGAGCCGGACUAUCACAAUCUUUUCUCACCGCGUUGCGCCUACUGCAACGGCCCCAUUCUAGACAAAUGCGUAACCGCGUUGGAAAAAACUUGGCACACGGAGCACUUCUUUUGCGCCCAGUGUGGCAAACAGUUUGGAGAGGAGGGCUUCCACGAGCGAGACGGAAAGCCGUACUGCCGGGAGGAUUACUUCGACAUGUUCGCCCCGAAAUGCGGCGGAUGUAAUCGUGCUAUCAUGGAGAAUUACAUCUCCGCCUUAAACAGCCAAUGGCAUCCGGACUGUUUCGUCUGCAGGGAUUGCAAGAAGCCGGUAUCUGGAAAGUCGUUUUAUGCAAUGGAGGGUAAACCCGUUUGCCCGAAAUGCGUCGGCGUCGACGAUGACGAAGAGGAAGAAGAAGAAGCAUAAAGGCCGAUGGCCACAGGCCGUCGUGUGUUGCUUCGAUUUCUUAUGUAAAAAGCCCUAUUGUUCCCCUCUUUAUGCUGUCAGGCUGCUACAAUGUACGAACCUGACAUCUCCCCCCCACCCCGCCGCCCCCACUCCUCCAAAUUUUCUUUCAACAGGUGAUUUAGGUGGUCCAAAAAGAAUGAAUGCACCGACUCGAUGUCAUCCACGUCGUUAUCUCGUUGUCUCUCGAAAUCAUUGUUCAUUUGCAUACACGAACAUACAUACCACGUACACGUAUAUGGAUCAAUGUAUAGCACACGUGACAAACAGUUAGGGCUACAGUUGUUAGGGAGGGUUACAAUGGCGUUCUAUGGGAAUGCUGUCCGAGCAUCGAAUUGAAUUUCUUUUUUGCUGUCAAAUUACGUUUUUUCUAGAUAGAUGAGCAUUAUUAACAAUCGAUCAAUCGUUACGCUGAUGUUAAUUGCUAGUAUUGUAUGCGAAAUAAAAAAAUAAACUAGGGAAAAAAAAA
Molecule: messenger RNA, 2311 nt
Organism: Frieseomelitta varia
Lineage: Eukaryota; Metazoa; Arthropoda; Insecta; Hymenoptera; Apidae
Gene: Pax
Product: paxillin-like
Biological process (GO): muscle structure development; actin cytoskeleton organization
Cellular component (GO): filamentous actin; stress fiber; Z disc
Molecular function (GO): actin binding; muscle alpha-actinin binding
Source: RefSeq, a predicted model, not a curated record